Messenger RNA from Rattus norvegicus (Norway rat), 2001 nucleotides. Lineage: Eukaryota; Metazoa; Chordata; Mammalia; Rodentia; Muridae. The record is from RefSeq and is a predicted model, not a curated record.
GCUGCGAGCUUGGGGGAAAGCAUAGGGAUGGGAGCUCUUACCUGACAGUGAACUAGGCAGCAGAGCCAUGCCUCUGUAGACCACCGGAACGGAGGGCAAAGAUUCGUCACCCACAGCAGCCUAAUUAUAGCUUUGAUCAACCCCCCCCAUCACUGACCUUCCCUGCACCCUUUGCCCUCCGCGGGAGUAAAGAACCACCACUCACCCCCCACCGGAACCCGUCUCAGAUCUUCUUCCCAAUCACUUCCUGAGAAAAUGAACCACAGAAUGAGCUAAUUCAGCAUGGCGGCUACAAGUUCUGUGUGAAACUAUUUCAGUUCGUGUUGGAAGAUGGAUGGCCCAGAGAGAGAUUUCAACCUUAAGGUUGUCCUGAUCAGCUUCAAGAAGUGUCUCACUGACAAGGGAGAGGUGCUGCUGGACCACUAUACUGCCAGCUGGAAGGGGCUUGUCAGGUUUCUGAACAGCCUAGGGGCUGUCUUUUCAUUCAUCUCCAAGGAUGUGGUCUCAAAGCUUCAGAUUAUGGAGCAUCUGAGAAGUGGCCCACAGUCUGAACACUACAUUAGCUUGCAAUCCAUGGUAGCCUACGAGGUGAGCAACAAGCUGGUGGACAGAGACAGCCGCUCACGUCCCCGACACCCUAACUCAGGCUGCCGGACUGUGCUGCGCCUACACCGUGCUCUGCAUUGGCUACAGCUGUUCCUGGAAGGCCUGCGCACCAGCUCUGAGGAUGCUCGUACCUCCACCCUCUGCAGUGAGGCCUACAAUGCCACACUGGCUGCCUAUCACUCCUGGAUAGUACGUCAAGCUGUCAAUGUGGCCUUCCAUGCCUUGCCCCCACGCAAGGUCUUCCUUGAGGCCAUGAAUAUGGGGUCCUCUGAGCAAGCAGUGGAGAUGCUGGGAGAGGCCCUGCCCUUCAUUGAGCAAGUGUAUGACAUCUCCCAGAAGCUCUAUGCUGAACAUUCCCUGCUAGACCUGCCCUAGUAGUGGUAACCAUACUGUGUGGACUUCCCCUGCUCAGAACUGGGUUUGGGCAAUCUAGGGCUACUCCCACAGCAGGGCUUUCUGGAAACUACUGUCACCCCUGUAAGCUGAACUGGUGGAAAGCCAGUCUGUGAAAAGAAAGGUCGUGGGCAGCUGAACCAAGAAAGGUGAAUGCUAGUCAUCCUCUUGGUUCAGGAUGAGACAGUUGAACUCCAGUUUUGCCCUCCACUUCAGUCAUGUGUUCAGUCAGGCUUGAUUGAAGUGCAGAUGGAAAAUGGAGAAGUGGGGGGCGGUGUCAUGUAUCUGCAACAACCCAAGGUUGCUCUACCUCUCCUGUAUAGAAUCUGAAAUGGUAUAAGGACCCAGGACCCAGGAGCUGUCUUCCCUACAGCCAACAUGCCCAGCCAAUGUGUAUCCUACAUGUCUGGGGCCCCUUCAUAUUCCAAAAGCUGUAACAUGGGUAACAUGAAGUUCCUCUGGCAGUGGCAUGAGUCCCUGCCCUUCACCUGCUUCCUUGUUAGUCUCUCUGCAUACCAAACAGGCCCUUGCCUCCUUGGAAAUGGAAACUGUAUGAAACCAAUAGCUGAGGCUUCUCUAAGAAAGCCUGCCCUGGUCAGUGCAGCCUGUUCCACAGCUUCUCCAGUAUAGUACCGUCAGCCUUCUGAAGGUGGCUUCUUACAACACAUGUACCCCCAGGAUUCUAAGAUGUCAAUACUAACUGGCCAAACCAUACCUCUCUCUAGCCAGCCCUGCUGCUCCUGUUGCCAUAAUACGCAGAUGACUUAGGACAUGACUUGUGGGAGGAGACUAGGCCCCUUUGUCUGACAGAUGGCCAUACCUAGCAUGGCUAAUACCCAGUGUAUAAGACCAUAAGCUUUCCCACUGGGUCUUAAUGUUAAACCCGAGGACAAUGCCCUCAGCGUAGCUGAUGUGUGCAAAUGCAAACUUUGGGGGGCACAUCUCUUUCCUUAAGAAUUGUGAUCUAUGUAUUUCCAACAUAAAUAAAUUACACCUACAUGA